AUCUCAUUUCUCAUCCCGUACCAAAAAAAAAAAAAAAUCUCAUUUCUCAUCUUCUUCAAAGCCCGCACGAGCACACCAAAUACUUCUAGCACAGCCUCAGCCAUGGAAGCAUACAAUUCUUCUACUUCUUUAACGACAUCCUCAUCAAUGUACUCGAAACAAUACUCCGAGGAAACAAAAGGCCUGAAAAUGCCACAAUCUUAUCAUCUAUCCAUUCGAAAACCCCAGAUGAAACCAUGUAAGAAACCAAUAGCACCAUUGCAACCAACGCCACCAAGAGUUUACAAGGUGGAUCCUAUAAACUUCCGAGACCUUGUUCAGAAGCUCACUGGUGCACCCGCGCCAGAGCCAGUGCCAGAGCCACAGCAUCAGCCAAGGCUCCAAAGCGUGGCACCUCCUCCGCUUGAUCUUGCUCAACCAACAUUAUUUGGUCGAGAUUUUUCAGCAAUACCCUUACAACUUCUUCCUUCUCCUGCGAAAACCCCGUUGUCUGCCUUGCACCAGGAGUUAAUGUCUGAAUCAUUGGAUGUAAAACCCAAGAAGAUAUCAGAUAGUAUAAUGGCCGUAUCAAGUUCACUCGAAUCGAAUCUGUCACCAUCCUCUCAUGCUUGGUGUUCCUUUCCUCUUCUGAGUCCAGGAACUCUUUCCAGUCUUGAGCAAGGCACUGUGCUUUAGAUGUUAAUUACAAUACCCCCGUGCCAUGUUUUACUUCCAGUACUGUUAGCACAAUCUCGUCUUUUCUCAAUUAAGCUGAAAACAGAUGCAGUUUAAAACCACAGUUCUUUACCUUGUAAUUAAGAAAAAAAUUAUGGCGUCGGUUGAAUCCGUAACCAUUCAACUUCUUAAACAACAGAAGGCAGAAUAAUCGUCAGCUCUGGAAGCCCUGGGCUAUAUAUAGCUAGACACUCAUUUGUGUAAUAUGAAGCAAUCAAUAUAUCAAGACUGUUGGUUCAUUUUUCAAUAUUUUUUUAAUAUUCAA
Populus euphratica (Euphrates poplar) is the source of this 979-nucleotide messenger RNA. RefSeq names its product zinc finger homeobox protein 4-like. The coding region runs from base 103 to 675 and encodes 190 amino acids. Lineage: Eukaryota; Viridiplantae; Streptophyta; Magnoliopsida; Malpighiales; Salicaceae. The transcript is spliced from 2 exons. The record is from RefSeq and is a predicted model, not a curated record.